Molecule: messenger RNA, 1830 nt
Organism: Engraulis encrasicolus (European anchovy)
Lineage: Eukaryota; Metazoa; Chordata; Actinopteri; Clupeiformes; Engraulidae
Gene: gfra4b
Product: GDNF family receptor alpha 4b
Exons: 8
Coding region: 108-1502 (464 amino acids)
Biological process (GO): nervous system development
Cellular component (GO): external side of plasma membrane; signaling receptor complex
Molecular function (GO): signaling receptor activity
Source: RefSeq, a predicted model, not a curated record
CCAAGCUCGGUAACGUGGGCUAGCCUACAUUCCAUGAUAAACUCAGACACGUGAAAGCACGUAUCUGCUCCUGGAAUAAUUUUAUACCUGCCCAUAUCCAAAUCACAAUGGACCUUUUGGGAUUGUACCUGUUUCAACUCGUUUUCGUUGGCCUCCAGAGGGCGCUGUCUGCGGGCAGUGACUGCCUGCUGGCCGGCGACUCGUGCUCCAGCGACGAGAGCUGCAGUCCGCGCCUGCGGACCCUGCGGCAGUGCGUGGCGGGCAACGGCAGCAUGAAGCUGGGCCCGGGCGCCCGCAGCCAGUGUGCUAACGCGGUGUCUGCGCUGCUCUCCAGCCCGCUGCACGGCUGCCAGUGCCGCCGAGGCAUGAAGAAGGAGAAGAACUGCCUCAGUAUCUACUGGAGCCUGCACCAGUCCGGCAUCCACGGUCUUAACCUGGUGGAGAGUUACCCCUAUGAGGCGGUGCAGAAGGGUUACGACUACGUGCGGCUGGCGUCCAUCACUGCAGAGUCUGAGGCCGGCCCCGUGGCGGUCAACCGUUGCCUGGACGCCGCCAAGGCCUGCAACGUGGACGACGUGUGCCAGCGCCUGCGUACCGACUACGUGUCCGCCUGCAUCAAGCCCUCGACGCGCCCGGGCCCGUGCAACAAGGCCAAGUGCCACAAGGCUCUGCGGCGCUUCUUCGAUCGCGUGCCGGCCGAGUACACGCACCGCCUGCUCUUCUGCCCCUGCAGCGACACGGCCUGCUCCGAGCGCCGGCGCCAGACCAUCGUGCCCAUGUGCUCCUACGAGGCCAACGGGGACAAGCCCAGCUGCCUGGCGCAGAUGAGGGCGUGCAACAACGACUACGUCUGCAGGUCGCGCUUGUCCCAGUUCCAGUACGACUGCCAGCCGGAUGAGGCGUCCACCAGCGGCUGCAAACAGGCCAGCCACGCCGCCUGCCUCAUCGCGUACACCGGACUCAUAGGGAGCCCGGUGACCCCUAACUAUGUGGACAACUCCACGUCGAGCGUGUCGCCAUUUUGCAACUGCGCCUUCAGCGGCAACCAGAGGGAGGAGUGCACCAACUUCCUGGAUUUCUUCACCAACAACAUCUGCCUGAAAAACGCUCUGCUCACCUUUGAGAGCGGGGAGGGUCUCACUCCAGCCCCAACCCCGACCCAGGAGCCAUCAGGAGGACAGCCCGGCCACGUCACCCUCCGACCACUGGACCACCACACCACCACCAUUACCACCAUCAGCAUCACCACCAAAGCCAACACCAGAACAAGGACCACCACUCCUGAAUCUGUUUCCACGGAGACCAAGGAGGAAGACUUAAUGAGCCCACUGAUACCCACACAGGACACCAUGAAUGACAGACUGUGGGGUGACACUACGGGACCCUCCAGCACUCAGUCCAAGUCCGCCGCUGCCACCGGCCCGCUCCCCCCCACCAUCGCCCUCCUCCUCACCUGCUCCUCUCUCCUCCUCACACUCCUCCUCCUGUGCCACGACCAGUGAAGGGAGGAGCUCAGAGACUGGAUGGCUGCAAGCAGGCUGGUGAUGUGUUUCCACACAAUGGGGCCUGUAUGCUUUGUAAAACAAACAAACAAACAAACAAACAAACAAACAAACACACAAACGGAGAGAUGCCUCUGUGGAGGACACAGGUUGCCAUAGGAACAGAGACGAGUCAUUGUGUUGUAUGUUUUCGAUUCCCGUGGACAAACAGAUCUGAAACCCUCGUUUGCUUUUUUUGGACACCAUUUUCAUGGCUAAAAGUGGCACUUUAUGUUAAGCAAACAGCUAUAAAUAAGAAAAUUCGAAAGAUUGAGAUUGAAUGGGGAUG